Messenger RNA from Aureobasidium vineae, 1275 nucleotides. The record is from the annotation of a GenBank genome assembly. Lineage: Eukaryota; Fungi; Ascomycota; Dothideomycetes; Dothideales; Saccotheciaceae.
AUGUUAACGAGCGACGACAUAUUGGAGCAGGCGGCGCGCGACGGCUCCAUUGACAUCUUCGUCGCUGACUUGAAUGAAGNNAUCGUACAUAACGACUUUCCUAUACCGAAGCCUCCACCGCCUCCCAACCCACCCGUUCUGUUGCCCGUCGCACCCGUUAUUCUACCUUCCAAUGACGACUCAGUACUCCCACCAAAGUCGCCUGAACCUAUUGCCUCGACAGUAGAACCCUCAGAAUCGGUGGAGGUCUCUGAAACGCCAGGCAGUACCGACAAGGAGAAUGCUGUACCACGCCCACCCGUCCCUUCUUUUGCCGCAGUCCCUCAACUCAGACAGCAGUCACCUUCCUCGCCUCUACCACCAGAACUAUACAAUCUCUACAAUUACUCCAGGAGUACUCUCGAGAACAACUUCCCCAAACAGCCACCAUACACCAUCCAGCGCCUUGCAGAGCUAGUCUUGCAUCCAAAGAGAUGUUACCGCUAUCUACCGCCCUUCCUCCAAGCCCUCGAUCGUGUCGUCUCCGUCACCAGUACAGUGAACGAAUUUCCUCUAGCCCACGCCAGCAUCGACUCUGCAACCAUUUUCCUUGCAAACGGCGAGCCCACCGAACACCAUUCCGAAGGCGAAGGUUUAGGAAGUGACGAAAGUCUGGGAGGUGCACUGCUUACUCCCAUUCCUUGGUUAAAGCGCGAAAACGGUCACCACGAUUUCCGCAGCGAGAGUCAGCAGACCAUAGAAGGUCCCAAUGGCGUCGGCGUCAUCGAAACUGUUUCCGUCUCUAAUGGCGCAUCUGCCUCGCCUCAGGAAGAUGACACAAGGAGUCAUGAACAACACUUACGAGCAGAAGGCGGUGUUACACAGGGCGAGUUGCUACGUCAAGAGCAGGAAGCCGGUAUCGUGCCCGUGGGUCAGGAAGUGCCCCGUCGCACCUUGAUGGCCAGCGGCUCUGCCAACGCUGUCGGCAGAGGCGAGAACACACAAGCUGCAGAGGAGGAAGCAGGCGAGAAGCCUGAGGAGCAUGCUCACGCACGUGGGCCCGAGGAGAUCGGAGCCGAGGACAUGGGACCCCAACCGGACGCAUCUAUCGGAGUCACGAGACCUCUGAACAUGGAAGCUGCAGCGGGGAGAGCCAAGUCACCAGAAACCUCGCGCGACGACACUGCCAUAGAAGGCAUGACUGAAGGCCAGGAGGACAAGAAGGAGGAACCCAAGCCCGAAGAUAAACCGGAAGAAAAGAUCGAGCAAGUUGAUGAAGAGAUGCCAGAUGCAUAG